Gymnodraco acuticeps is the source of this 3938-nucleotide messenger RNA. RefSeq names its product SPARC related modular calcium binding 1 (gene smoc1). The transcript is spliced from 14 exons. Gene Ontology annotation, biological process: extracellular matrix organization. The record is from RefSeq and is a predicted model, not a curated record. Lineage: Eukaryota; Metazoa; Chordata; Actinopteri; Perciformes; Bathydraconidae. The coding region runs from base 176 to 1675 and encodes 499 amino acids. Gene Ontology annotation, molecular function: heparin binding; extracellular matrix binding; protein binding. Gene Ontology annotation, cellular component: basement membrane.
GCGAUGAACAGCUGAUCCCCGCAGUGGAUACACCCUGAGUCAUGCUUUAUGGUCCCUAUCAUCGCUGCGCGGCACUAUGUGAAUAGUUUUAUUGGAGAAGUAGAGAAUAACUUUGAGGAAAGUAGUAGAAGUUUAUUUUGGAGCGUGUUUCUGGACCUCGGAGCGACGCUUCAUCAUGUUGGUGUCUCUGCUGCUGUUCUCCUUCUCUCUGGUCCUCUGCUACCUGCCGCAAGCCUCAAGCCAGAAGCCGGGCUCCAGGUGGCUGAUCGGGGACAGGGACAGUCACUGUGGGGUGAUCUGCUCGCGGACGCAGGGGAAGCCGGUGUGCGGCUCGGACGGGCGGAGCUACGAGACGGGCUGCGAGCUGCAGAGAGCGCGCUGCAAAGAUAAAACUCUGGCACUUGCACACCGAGGCCGCUGUCGAGGUAAAAACUGGGUUAAAAACGAUCAGUUGCCGGUGGCUCCAUCACCGACUUCUUCAUCUGAGACGAGAGACGUGGAGGUCAAAGAUGCGGGUCAGUCCAAGUGUCGCGUUGAGAGGAACCAGGCUCUUGAACAAUCCCGGAGACCUCAGGAGUCCAUUUUUAUCCCAGAAUGCAACGAGGACGGGACGUUUGCACAGGUCCAGUGCCAUACUCUGACAGGUUACUGCUGGUGUGUCACCAGUGAUGGAAAGCCAGUGAGUGGCUCCUCUGCCCACAACAGGACCCCGGUGUGUUCAGGGUCAGUAACCGACAGACCACCGGGGCCGCCGCACUCUGGUAGAAAAGUCUCUUUCCGUUUCUUUCUCACUCUCAACCCAGAUGAUGGCUCCAAGCCCACGCCCACCAUGGAGACCCACGUCCCCCCCGAGGGUGACGAGAUAACUGCUCCAACGCUGUGGAUAAAACAGCUGGGUUAUAAGGAGAAUAAACAGAACAGCUCCAGCUCCAAGAGACAAGAGAAAGUUCCCUCUUGUGACCAGGAGCGAGAGAGCGCGCUGGACGAGGCUCGGCAGAAUCCUCGAGAGGCCAUUUUCAUCCCGGACUGUGGCCCCGGGGGUAUUUACAAAGCGGUCCAGUGCCACCAGUCCACGGGCUACUGCUGGUGCGUUCUGGUGGACACGGGCCGGCCCAUCCCUGGAACAUCCACCAGCCAUGUUCCCGCUGUCCUCUCCUCUCUGUGUAACAGGUACCAGACGCCAGAGUGUGACGGCACGGCCCGCUCUCACGUCUCAGACACUGAAGACCCCUUCCUGGUCAAAGACCUGCCAGGCUGCCCAGAGGGGAAGAAAGUGGAAUUCAUUACAAGCUUGUUAGAUGCCCUCACCACAGACAUGGUGCAAGCCAUAAACUCACCGGCCCCCUCUGGUGGUGGGAGGUUUGUGGAGCCGGACCCCAGCCAGACUCUGGAGGAGCGGGUGGUGCACUGGUACUUCGCCCAGCUGGACAACAACGGCAGCCAGGACAUCAACAAGAAGGAGAUGAAGCCCUUUAAGCGGUACCUGAAGAAGAAAGCCAAACCCAAGAAGUGCGCCCGCAAGUUCACCGACUACUGCGACCUGAACAAGGACCGGGCCAUCUCCCUGUCGGAGCUGAAGGGCUGCCUGGGCGUCAGCAAGGAGGGAAGCUCAACGACAAGCAGCAGCCAAGGGUCGAGGCAAGGGACCAAACUGUCCAUAGGUCGUCUGGUGUGAGCAGAGGAGGAUCCCAGAGCUGAGACGAGAGCAGAGGGCACAGAGGGAAGGCAUCUGUACGCUUGCUGACAGGAAAGAGCAAGAUGGAGCAGAAAAAUGUGCAAGUUCCAGAAAAACACAAGAAAAAAAACAAGCGGCGCCAAAAUAUUUGCACUUUCUCCUCCCUAUGUUUGACAUGUUUCUGUGUACGUGUUGUUUUUCUCUGGAAGUGACUGAAAAAGGCCGAGGUAAGAAUGAGGAUAUAUUUGUGAAAAGAAGACCACUGGAGGAUGUUUCCACGUUUCCCCUCGUGUUUAGUCUGCCUCACAACAGGCACAUUUUGUGGCUAUUAAAUUUACAUUCCCCCGUUACAUAUAGGAGCCCAGCGGUAACUCGCAGUGAGUCAGAAUGAUGCUCGACACUCAGAAGGAGGAGCUAAGAUCAUGUAGAACAAUUCAGAGGAAUGUUGUGUGUGAGCAUUAAUGAGUAUGACUAUUAAACUGUGACCAUGAAGUCUAGUGUGUCAGCACAGAGAAAGCUGUCUGAAUCCCCUUGCACUGUACAGAUAAAUUAACAUUUUGGCAAAUGUGUUUUUGCUCAGUUUAUAUCUGUGUCGGGAAAAGUUAGCUGAAAGAAUUAUAAUCUUGGAACGCAGUCAGUAAAGGUGUACUUCUUGUGCAGGCAGAAAGCAAUGCAUGUGGUGUGUAAUCCACAUGUCGGUGUGUUGUCUGCACAAAAUGCCUCGAGGACUUCAUUGCUUUUGUACUUGUGUAUAAAGUCUGGGCGAUUGAGAAAUAGGCUUUUUAGAGUAGCUGGUUUUAUUGAUGCAACUUCUCUACCGUCCCUCUAAAAGUUCAUAUUCAAUUCAGUUCAUCAAAUACAAAAUGUGUUAUUAAUACUAAUAGUUCAAACCAUCAUGAAAAAGAUGACUAAAAAUCUGAUUUGUCAACAAGGUGUUUUUGUUCAGUACCUAUCGCUCAAUGAAAUAACUUCAUUAAUAACUUACCACACAUAGACUUGAAGGUGUUAGUGCAACCAGAUCAGUGUGUAACCAGCAUGUUGUCUGCAAAGAACGCCUUUGUUAUUUUUGUACUUUUGUAUAAAGUUUGUGCUAACAAGAAAUAGUCUUUCUACAGUAGCUGGUGUUAAAGGAUGUCCGGAUACACAUCACUGUCCUACUGUCUCUAUUUGUAUAGGAAUAAAAUACAAUACAAUCAUAAAUCAGGCAAUCAGAGAGCACGUUGUGAAGUGUGUUAUUAAUAUUAACAAUCGUAUUAAUUAAGAUGGCUUUAAGUUAAAACCACAAUGAAGGAAAUUGAUUUAAACAUGUUUGUUUUUGUUCAUCACAGUCUGUUGCAAAGAUGUAAGCACUUCAUUUCUUACCACACAGAUACAUGAAGUACUUGUGUGCAACCAGAAAGCAAUGCAGGACCAUUAUGUUGUAUGUUAUUAGCAUGUUGUCUGCACAGAUGCAUCAAGGGCUUCUUUGUUUUUGUACUUUUGUAUAAAGUUAGAUCAACACUCUCCAUUACAUCACUGCUCUACUGUCUAUAAAGGUCAUGUCCAUCAGGUUCCCACAUGCAUCCAAUAAACAGCUCAUUUGUAAAAUGUGUUAUUAAUAAUAAAAUAAUAUCGACUAAUGCAGCUUUAAGGUCAAACCACAAUGAAGGAAAUUGGUUUUCACAUAUGUUGUCACUGUUAUUGUAACUUUGUGUAGUUCCAAUGUGGCUACUUUUAUUAGUUAAUGUGCAUUUUCUACACAAUCAAACCUGACUAUUUUAAAUGUGUUAGUGGUGGAUUCUGCAUGUCUCGUUUGUUUUAUCAUCUGACUCCGUCUUCCCAUUACAAAUCGCAACAACGUCAACAAACCGCAGACCCCCUGGUGGGGAUUAGAUUUUCCAAAACAGGUUACGAUGCAGAGACUUUUUCUUUUAAGUACCGGGAAAAAUGAGGUGUUUCAGAUGACUAACCCCAGACAGUAAAUGUAGUAAGAUGUUUACACGUCUCAGUGUCCCGUUAAUAUCUGCCGUCAUGUUCUCCCGUUAUUGUAAACAAGAUGUGGCCUUUACUAAAAGCCCGGUCCUAAAAAUAAAUAUUUGAGUGUCCCAAGAAACACCGGAGUAUAUUUUGUGUAUGUAAGCUCAUGUAUUGUCUGUGUAAAACAUACUUAGAUGUGCCACCCCAGAGCGUCUGAAGAAGAGGGAAAAGACAGAGGAAGAAAUGAAAGUAAAUAAAUAACCUUAUAAACAUGUUUUGGAAUGUAAAUAAAAAAAUCUUCCUCACA